Molecule: messenger RNA, 1590 nt
Organism: Aureobasidium subglaciale EXF-2481
Lineage: Eukaryota; Fungi; Ascomycota; Dothideomycetes; Dothideales; Saccotheciaceae
Exons: 2
Coding region: 55-1506 (483 amino acids)
Molecular function (GO): 2 iron, 2 sulfur cluster binding; 2-methylcitrate dehydratase activity
Source: RefSeq, a predicted model, not a curated record
GCUAUCCCUCGCUUUCGCCGCAAACGAGCUCAAUCGCUUGCAGUCAUCCCCAUCAUGGCCAACGAACAACCCCACUACGAUCAGGUCUUGGUCGAUAUCACUGAUUAUGUUCAUGACUUCAAGGUCGAGACUAGUAGUUGCUGGUCAGCAGCCCGUAUGGCUCUGAUGGACGCUGUUGGUUGUGCCAUCGAGAGCCUGCAUAAGAACGCGGCCUGCAAGAACAUCAUCAACGCCGUCCUACUCGACAGUUCGGACAUCAAUGGAAUGCGUUUGCCCGGAACAGAUCUCAGGCUGAACCCCAUGAACGGCGCUUUUGCACUGGGCACUCUGAUCAGAUUCUCGGACCACAACGACUCUCUGGGAGGCGCAGAAUCCGGACAUCCCUCAGAUAGUCUUGGAGCUAUAUUGGCAGUCGCAGACUGGAUAGACAGAAACGAGCGUCUUGUGACAAUCCAAGAUCUCCUGGAAGCCAUGGUCAAAGCUUACGAAAUUCAAGGAUGCUUCCAAACAGAAAACGCCUUCCAUGCCCACGGUAUGGACCAUGUCAUCUUGGUGAAGGUCGCAUCGACAGCUACUGCCUGCUGGCUACUCCGCUUGACCAAGAAGCAGACCAUGGACGCUCUUUCUCAUGCCUGGAUGGACAGUGCCCCCUUACGCACAUACCGCUCUUCUCCCAACACCAUCUCACGGAAGGGAUGGGCGGCAGGCGAUGCUUGUAUGCGGGCGGUCAUGUUUGCAAUGUUGUGUCGCUCAGGGGUUGAAGGCGCACCAUCGGCUCUGACUGCUCCUCGUUGGGGAUUCUACGAUAGUGUUUGGCAAAGCGCAUCAUUCUCGUUACCCAGGCCUUAUGCAUCAUGGGUGAUCCAAAACGUGUUUUUCAAAACAAUGCCGGCUGAAGGUCAUGGCAUUUCUGCUGUAGAGGCAGCGAUCCAGCUGAGCCAUGAAUUCCGCUGUCAUGAUGGAGAUCGAUGGAAGGACAUCGACAAAAUUCGAAUUCGCUCGACUGCUGCGACUCUUCGAAUCAUCAGCAAAGCAGGCCCUCUUCACAGUCCGGCUGACAGAGACCAUUGUAUCCAAUUUCUCGUUGCCGUCGCUCUUCUCAAAGGCAGUGCUCCAGAGAUCUCUGACUACGCAGAUGACGGACCCUGGGCCAACGAUCCGAAGGUGGAUGACCUAAGGAACCGUAUGGUAGUCGUCGAAGAAGAGUCCUUUACUCGAGAUUAUCUUGACUUGGAUCGACGUACAGCUACCAACGCUGUCCAGAUCUACUUCAAUGACGGUACCGCUACAGAGGACAUCAUUGUAGAGCACCCGGUCGGGCACAGCAAGAACCCACAAACUCGACCUGCGGUGCAGCGCAAGUUCAAAGACAACCUUGAACACACGUAUUCGAAGGACGAGGUCUUAUCCAUAAUCUCCAUGAUAGAGAACGAACACCUGCCAGUGCACGUUUUGACCGAUCUAUUGGCGCGAAGAUCCAGUAGUGGGGUGCUGAGCAGACUCUGAGGGUUACGCGAAGCCACACAAGUAGCAACAAAGCUCACAUAGCCCAGUAUAUAAACAUUUGUACUCGAAGAUUGAAUCACAGUC